Molecule: messenger RNA, 804 nt
Organism: Ziziphus jujuba (common jujube)
Lineage: Eukaryota; Viridiplantae; Streptophyta; Magnoliopsida; Rosales; Rhamnaceae
Product: hydroquinone glucosyltransferase
Exons: 3
Coding region: 1-804 (267 amino acids)
Source: RefSeq, a predicted model, not a curated record
AUGGUCUUGUCUUUGAUCUUUUACUCUCCAAAACUUGAUGAAACCUGUUCUUGCGAGUGCAGGGAUUUACAUGAGCCGAUCAAGAUACCAGGAUGUGGGCCCGUCCAUGGAAUUGACCUUGUAGACGCUCUUCAUGACAGGAAAAGCGAGUCCUACAAGUGGGCUAUUCACACGACCAAGAGAUUUUCUCUUGCUUCUGGGAUCAUAGUCAACAGCUCCAUGGAUUUGGAACCAGUUGCUUUCGAUGCUUUGAAAGAAAAAACUUCCAUUAAUGUCGAUGAUGGGUCUGAGUGGUUGAGAUGGUUGGAAAAUCAGCCAAAUGGGUCAUUGUUGUUGGCGUCGUUUGGAAGUAGUGGGAAACUAUCAACUGAGCAGUUAAACGAGUUGGCGAAGGGAUUGAAAUUCAGUGGGCAGAGGUUUCUUUGGGUAGUGAGAAGCCCCCAUGAAAAAGCCUCAGAUAUCGGCUUUUACAGUGAAGAAAUAAGCUGCAUUGGCAAUGCCUAUGGUUUUUUGCCAAAAGGGUUUGCAGAGAGGACAAAAGGAGUCGGGCUUUUGCAAAAGAUGAACGCAGUGUUGGUGGCUGAUGAUCUGAAAGUGGAACUGAGAGUCAAAAUGAAUGAGAAAGGGCUAGUUGGGCACCAAGAUACUGCAAAGUAUGCAAGGGAAGUGAUUGAAGGAGAAGAAGGGGAAUUGAUUAGGAAGAGCAUUAAACAGCUCAAGGAAGCAGCAAGAUUGGGUGUGAGUGAUCAAGGGUCUUCUACAAAAUCUCUUGCAGAGGUUGCUCAAAUAUGGAACGCUACUUAA